This is a messenger RNA of Ipomoea triloba (trilobed morning glory), 1189 nucleotides long. Its product is annotated as pectinesterase 1-like. Gene Ontology annotation, biological process: cell wall modification. The coding region runs from base 1 to 1089 and encodes 362 amino acids. The transcript is spliced from 4 exons. Lineage: Eukaryota; Viridiplantae; Streptophyta; Magnoliopsida; Solanales; Convolvulaceae. The record is from RefSeq and is a predicted model, not a curated record. Gene Ontology annotation, molecular function: pectinesterase activity.
AUGGAGACAAUGAGACCAAAACAUCUGGUGAUGCUUAUUUUCCUUGUGCAUUACCUCUGCCCAGGCGUGGUCUCAGACGACUCGAUUCCCAUUCCAGCUAGUAAGGACGAAGUGAACAGUUGGUUCACCGCCAAUGUACAGCCCGCUUCAGAUAGAAAGAACCUCGACCCUAAACUGGCUAAGGCUGAGAGUAAACCGAAACAUAUUAAGGUGAGUAAGGAUGGGAAAGGAGAUUUUAAAACCGUUUCAGAGGCCAUAAAGAGCGUUCCUAAGGACAACACACAGCGAGUUAUCAUUUCGAUAGGCGGCGGGAAUUAUACGGAGAGAGUUCUUAUCGAAAGGGAGAAGCCCUUCAUCACCUUGUACGGUGAUCCUAAGGAUAUGCCGUCUAUCACUUUUCAUAGCACCGCUGCUAAAGACGGCACCGUAGGUAGUGCCACCGUGAUUGUUGAGGCCGAGUACUUCACAGCUGUUAAUCUUAACAUAUUGAAUUCGGCACCAAGGCCGGACGGUAAAAGGAAAGGAGCGCAAGCAGUAGCGCUAACACAGAGCGGGGACAAGGCUGCGUACUACAACUGCAAACUAUACGGAUUCCAGGACACGUUUUGUGAUGACAAAGGCAGACAUUUCUUUAAGGAUUGCUACAUCGAAGGCACCGUCGACUUUAUCUUUGGCAAUGGCAAGACUCUCUAUCUGAACACGGAAUUGCAUGUGCUGGAAGGCGUGAUCACAGCACAAGCACGACAUACAAACGCAGAGGACACAGGAUACUCUUUCGUGCACUGCAAAAUAACAGGACACAAAGAAGCCGGGUUUCUAGGCAGAGGGUGGAUGGCCUUUUCCAGGGUCAUAUAUGCCUAUACUGAAAUGACUGACGCCGUUAGACCCUUGGGAUGGCAUGGAGUGCCCGGCAAACCCCAUUAUGGAGGGACAACCUAUUUCGGAGAAUAUAAGAAUACAGGACCGGGAGCUAAAAUGGAUGGUCGUCCCAAUUUCGCUAAGAAGAUGACCGAUGAAGAAGUAAAGCCUUUCAUCACCCUUGGUUUUAUAGAGGGUUCCAAGUGGUUGCUUCCCCCUACCAAAGUCUGAACUCUUGUGCUAGCUUGCAUGCAUUCGCUACUACUUAACUAUCACAAUACAUAGAGAGGGAAUGAAUAGCGGAGAUGAUACAUAGAUAGAGACAUCAGAA